Sardina pilchardus (European sardine) is the source of this 639-nucleotide messenger RNA. RefSeq names its product BRICHOS domain containing 5 (gene bricd5). Bases 1 to 639 code for a protein of 212 amino acids. NCBI's taxonomy places the organism in Eukaryota, Metazoa, Chordata, Actinopteri, Clupeiformes, Clupeidae. Gene Ontology annotation, biological process: regulation of cell population proliferation. The record is from RefSeq and is a predicted model, not a curated record. The transcript is spliced from 5 exons.
AUGGGCCAGAAUGUGGCCCCAAAGUUUCCUCGCCGAGUAUUCUGGGGUUGCCUUUCCACCACGCUGUUCAUCGUGAUUGUGGCCAUCAGUGUUUACGCUCAUUUAGGCAUCUCACAAGAUGACACAGAGUCUGCUGUGCAGAUUGUCAGAAUCACAGCUCCUGACCAGUCUGGCACAGUCUUCAAUCAAUCUGCCUUGGUCGACAAACACAACAACGUGGUCACCUAUUCAGUGACAUCUCAAGCAAAUCAUACAUCUACGGUGCUCUAUGACAUAAAGGAUGGAUUGGUGUGUUACAAGCCAGACAACCAAGACACGUGCUUCCUGCGCAAAAUGGAAGGCUCCGACUAUGACAACGUGAACUCACUCUUGAACAUGUCCAACCAGCAGGUCAACCAGUUCUGGCUGGUGGGAAAUGAGACACGCAGACACGCCGAGUUCUUGGGGGUUAUUGCCGGCUCUCGAGUGGACACCUCAACCCUCCCAAAGCCCAUUCAGGACCUCUGCCAGCAAAGUUCUGUGUACUGGACCAAGAGAGCCGAUGGUCCGGGGAAACAACGGCUCAUUUACUUCUGUAUAGACAUCUGCUUUCCCAGCAACAUCUGCGUGUCGGUGUGCUUCUACUAUCUGCCCGAAUGA